Nothobranchius furzeri (turquoise killifish) is the source of this 2421-nucleotide messenger RNA. It is a transcript of the gene map9, whose product is annotated as microtubule-associated protein 9. The record is from RefSeq and is a predicted model, not a curated record. Lineage: Eukaryota; Metazoa; Chordata; Actinopteri; Cyprinodontiformes; Nothobranchiidae. Gene Ontology annotation, cellular component: astral microtubule. Gene Ontology annotation, biological process: regulation of mitotic cytokinesis; mitotic spindle assembly; mitotic cytokinesis. Gene Ontology annotation, molecular function: microtubule binding.
UCCGUUAUUCUGGGCAUGCGCAUUGUGAAAAAUGAACCUCGCUCGUUUCCCUGGUUACCGGUAACAGCCACGUUAGCUUAGCAGGCUACGCUACUCUGGCAUCUGGCUACGUAACCCGUGUUAUUAAGCUGCGUAUAGUUUAUAGAAGCGUGAAAAUACAUUCCAGUUAACGUCAGUACGUGUGGGUUAGGGUUAGGGUGAAAAGUUUUAUUUUUAUUUUUUUCAAAAGAAUUGGUUUAGAGGCCGACUUACGUCCGCUGACACUAGCUAGCAUGCUAAUCUAUUUCUCCGUGCUUUUAUUUAUAGUUCGGUUAUGACAGAUCAAGAGGUCAGGACACUCGCUUAUUCUAAAAGCCCCAAAACAACAAAAAGAACAACAUUUCAGGAUGAACUUCAAGCAGCUGUGUUCGCCAGGACAAGCAAAACAAAAGCAGAACCAUUCUCUAAAGACACGAAUGAAGUUGAGGAUGAAUUGUUGAACAAACUUCUUCAUUCAAGAAAAAAGAGGAUUGAUGCCUUUAAGGCUUCAAAGAAUAAAACCAAGUUGAAAAAUUUUGAUCUUUCAGAUGACGAAGAUAAAGAUAGCAGACCCAAGAAAGUUUCAUUCCUGAAAUCUCAAAAGAAUGGCUCUGACUCCCAAAACCAAACGGCUUCAGAGCAUCAUGAAAACAAGGCAUCAGAGUCCUUCAGUAGUGAGUCAAUAUCCUCAAAGCACUCCACAAACCUCAGUGAACAAAAUUUACAAUCUACAAAUGAGGAAGCUACCGAUUCUCUAAUGACAAGGAAGACUUCAAGUAGGUCGUAUCAAACGUCAGAUGAUUCGCUGACUUUGCCGCUACCAUCUGACGGCAUUGUAGUGGAAGCUCCAGGGCAAGAGAAGGAGAUUGUUGCUGUGGCCGAAACCUCUGACACUCCUCACUCAUCAACAUCUUCCUUCAACAACAAUAUUUCAGCUGAGUGUGUGGCAGAGAGGGAGCCUCCCAAACCCAAACCUCGGCAGAGGACCUUUGGAUUAAAUUCACACACCUCGGAAAAACCUGUUGAAGAAACUGAAACUCAGGAUCCAAACCGACCCCAGACCUCUUCUGUGUCAGUUCUCUGCUCGACGGAUACAUCCAGCCACAAUAAUUGGACAGAUCAAACAAACUCACCUGUCCUCAACAAAUCUUCAUACCAGAGCACACAGUCACAACUGCAGUCCACAUUUGAUUCCGUCUCCAGAGAUGAUGGAAAAGAAACUGAGGAGAACUAUUCUACAUCAUUUGAAGAAUUUAAUGGAUGCUCCAGAGACCUCUCAACUCAACUCUCUUGUGACCCUGAUAACAGUUCGCACUCCAAGAAGACUGCGAGGUCUCAGAGUGUCGGCUCCAAAAAGAUGGAAUCAAAUUAUUUAGGGAAUCUCAAAGUUCUGGACCGUAAAAUCUCCUUACAAGAAUCUCAGCCACAAGCAGCAGAAUCCCUCAGAGCAGCGGUUUACCAGGAAUGGCUUAAAACAAAAAGAGAAACAUUAAGACAAAACGUCCAGCUAAAGAAGAAGGAGAAACUUUUAAAAGAAAAGGAGAAAAUGCAGGAGCAGGAGGCUAAAAGGGAAAGUGCUGUUGCCUCCUUCAAAGCUUGGGAGGAGAAGAAGGCAGAAAACCUCAGAGCCAAAGCAAAAGAAAUGAGCAGGAGGAUUAGAAAAGAACAAAAAGCUACGGAAGACAAAGAAGAAAAAAGACAGUCUGCCAAACAGGUGUUUGAGAAAUGGAAGCAGGAGCAGGAUCACCUGCUGAGAGAAAAGUACAGACAACAGAAAGAUGCUGAAAAUAAGCUCUUGCUGCAGAAACAAGAAAAGAAGGAAGAAAGGAAGAUGGAGAGUAAACUGGCCUUUUCUGACUGGUGUGAAAGGAAGAAAGGUGUUUUCCAUGAAAAACUCAAGAAGGAACGCAAAGAAAUCCAAACGAAAGUAGAAGAGGAGCAGUACAUGAAUGAGGAAAAGGAAAAAAUGGCUUUGGAAAUGUAUGAAAACUGGCUGAAAAGAAAGGAUCUUGAGCAGAAGAGAACAAGAGAAGAAAGACGAGUACGAGAAAUAAUCCAGGACAGUCCUCCCCCGCCAUGGAGCCCCCCGAAUAAAACUGUUCCGUUUAAAAAAUAACAGUAAAUUUGUAACAUAGAACCACCAGAACAUUAGUGUUUUACAUUUAAAGUUUUUUCUUUUUCUGAAAUUUGUUUAAUAAAGAGAGAGAGGUUGUUGUUUUUUUGCCAACUUUUAAAACCAGCAGAACUGUUUAGCAGUUUUAAAUGCUGUAUGAAAUGUUAUUUACAACUUGACAUGAUGUAUUUGUUCAAUAAAUGUGGUUGGUGUUAUUUAUGAUUCAUCAGUGUGACACCUCAAGUUUCAACACUGAAAAUAAAUAAAUAUUUACAACUCAAACACAUAAA